AUGGCGCGCCUACUGUUCGUCGUGUCGUUCGCCGUCCUGCUGGCGGUGGCGUCCGCAGGACAAUCCGUCGUGACGGGACCCAGCAACCCCGCGGUCAACCUGGACAAUGCCAAGGGCGCGAAUGGCGUGGCUACGGAGGUCCCUCCUGGCAUCGAGAAGGCGGCGGCCGCCGGCGGGCUUGACAAGUUUGAGGGCAUGACCAUCGUGAGCCCGAGCACGGACAGUGUGCUGAUGGUGGACGUGAAAGUGGCCGGAUGGAACAAAAUGAAGUGCCACAAGGACCUGGGCAAGCCCGGGGACGGCGCGUGCACGCCCGCCAACUGCAGCAAGGGCGGCAUCGCCGCCAAGUGGAAGACAUCGAACCUGCUCAAGAACAAGCUGGGUGUGGAGGUGUACGUGAAGGGCAACCCUCUCACGCUCAAGAAGGCGUCCCCGCAGACGUGCUGCAACACGUGCGCGGGAUACGCUGGCUGCACGUACUGGCAGUACAUCCCCGACAUCACGAUCGACGGCAAGAAGACGGAGGGCGCGUGCUACCUGGUGCACGACAACAUCGACUACUCGUGCGGCGAGCUGACGGCGCAGUACGCGACGGACUCGAAGCCGGUUCAUCUGCAGGUGCGCACGGGCGGCGAGUGCAACCCCGCGGGACACAUCAAGGACGACCCGCAUCUGGUGGGCGCGUACGGCACGCACUUCGACUUCAACGGGCGCCCCGACAAGGCGUUCUGCCUGCUGACGGACAAGGACCUGCACGUGAACAUGCUGCUGCGCGGGUACUACUCGGACGACACGGAGAAUGCGGCUCUCGUUGUGGACGGCAAGGCCGUGCACACGUGGAUCAAGGAGCUGGGCAUCGUGUGGUUCGCCAACGGCGCCGACCACAAGGUGCGGCUCGCGGCGCGCUCUGGCAAGAAGCAGGAGCGCGGUGAUGGGUUCAUGAAGACGAUCGAGAUCGACGGCGAGGAGAUGCCGAGGAUGAGCGUGGGUGACGAGGUGACUACCGAGGGCGGUCUGACUCUGCGAUUCGCGGCUCUGGAGAAGGAGGGCCCGUAUGACGUGGACUACUACACGCUCGUCAUCGACGGGCUUGUGACGCUCGACCUGCGUCUGCGUGUCGCCAACCCCAAGCUGCAGACGCCCACCGAGGCCGAGGCGCACAUUAAUGUCGGGAUCGUUGAGAUGGAGCACACCGACGACGUGCACGGCGUGCUCGGCCAGACGUACCGCCCCGACCACGCUGCGCGCGCCGCCGACUUCCAGAAGAUGAUCGCGACCCUGCACCGUCCGAUCUCAGCAGAAAGCACCGAGGGUGCUGGGUUCCUGGACGGCACUCCCCGUAUGUACGAGUCGAGCUCCGUGCUAUCCGUGGACUGCGCGUACACCGACGAAUCUCGCCGUCGAUUCCUCACCUGCUCUGCGCGCGCACGGAAAAUCGGCGCUGAGGAAGUUUCCGCCGAACGCUCUUCUCCUUCCGCCGACGCAAAAACAGCUGCAGACGGGGAGAAUGUAGCUGAGAAUACGGCGGCGGGGGAUACGGAGAAGAAGGCGGAGGAUGCAGGGAAGAAGGCGGAGGAUGCGGGGAAGAAGGCGCAGAAGCGGGGGAAGGAGCUGGAGAAACGCUUGCGCCGGUUGCGGGAAGUAAUGGCGGAAGUGGAUGGGGGGAAGGGCGUCGACGCCUUUAUCAUCCCGUCGGAAGACCCGCACCAGAGCGAGUACAUGGCGCCGUGCUUCGAGCGCCGCGCGUUCAUCUCGGGCUUCACGGGCUCCGCGGGCACGGCGGUGGUCACGCGCGAGCGCGCGCUGCUGUGGACGGACGGGCGCUACUUCCUGCAGGCGGAGCAGCAGCUUCCGCUGGGCUGGGACCUCAUGCGCGCGGGCAUGCCCGGCGUGCCCUCCGUCGCGGACUGGCUGGCGGAAGCUCUCCCCGCGGGCAGCCGAGUGGGGGUGGACCCGGUAAGUGGAAUGGAGGAUGGGAAAAAGGGGCGAGUGGGGGUGGACCCGUUUGUGCACUCGGCGGACAAAGUGAGGGGCCUGGCGGACACGCUUGCAGCGUGCGUAUGUGUUCAUCCUUCCCCCUCUUCUUUCCCUCCCCCCUCCCUCUUUCGCCUUCAGUUUGUGCAUUCGGCUGAAAACGUGAGGGGCCUGGCGGACACGCUGGCAGCGUCGUCGUCCGUGGUGGUGCCGCUGCUGCGCGAGAGCAACCCCGUUGACGUGGUUUGGGGCGCGGAGCGCCCCCCGCCCCCAUCAGCGCCCAUGAGGGUGCACCCGAUCGAGUUCGCGGGGCAGACGGUGAGGGCGAAGCUGCAGCAGCUGCGGGCGGAGAUGAGAGACGCCGGUGACACGGCGCUGCUGGUGUCGGCUCUGGAUGAAGUCGCAUGGCUGCUCAACGUGGUGAGUGACUGA
Closterium sp. Naga37s-1 is the source of this 2406-nucleotide messenger RNA. Lineage: Eukaryota; Viridiplantae; Streptophyta; Zygnematophyceae; Desmidiales; Closteriaceae. The record is from the annotation of a GenBank genome assembly.